UCUCCUCCUCCAUCUCGUGCUCUUUGCUGGGUGAAAGAGUUGAAUGUGACGGAAGUGCAGAGAUAAGGGAAGCGCUUCAGCCAGCAGAACCCGGCCCCGGGCAACACGGCGAUCGAAUAGAACCUUGCCCUGGAUCCGGAGCUGCAACACGGCGUUCCAAUAGAACCUUGCCCUGGAUCCGGAGCUGCAACACGGCGUUCCAAUAGAACCUUGCCCUGGAUCCGGAGCUGCAACACGGCGUUCCAAUAGAACCUUGCCCUGGAUCCGGAGCUGCAACACGGCGUUCCAAUAGAAGUUUGCCCCGGGAUCGCACGCCGGAGAGUUGGCUGAUUUGGACCCUGGAGUGUGUGAGAGAGAGAACACCCAAGAAUGAGCAACUACACAGUCUCUCUGCUUGGCCCUGCCCCAUGGGGAUUCAGACUUCAAGGCGGCAAAGACUUCAACAUGCCGCUGACCAUCUCUAGGCUGUUGGAAGGUGGAAAAGCUGCACAGGCCAGCAUUGAGGUUGGAGAUGUGGUUCUGUCCAUCGAUGGGGUCAGCACUGAUGGGAUGACUCACCUGGCAGCGCAGAACAUGAUCAAGGCAUGCACUGGGUCCUUGAAACUCAGCCUUCAGAGGGCCUCUCCUGCUCCUAAACCCGCAGCAACAACCGUUCAAAAGGAUGAGUCCAGAGAACAUACUAUCCCUGUUGCAUCCAUCGCUCCCAUGGCUCCAAAGGCCUCACCUGCAGCCAGCUCAGCCUACAAUAAGACUGCUCGGCCCUUUGGUGCUACGGCAUCAUCGAGGGUCUCGUCUGCCCCCCCUUGCCCCCCUGCUUCGUCAGCCCUCACUCAGCCCCCGCCUCCAUCACUGGCGUCCACUGUCCAUCACUCCCCUGCUCCCCAGUCGGCUUCUCCACAGCACGUGCAUGCCAGUGUCAAAGUCGGCACCAACGGGCGCUCGCCGCCGGUAACCACCUCCAAAUCGCCAGUAACCUCGUCCGUUAAUGUCCCAUGGCAGCCCAGGGUGUACAACACGCCCAUAAACCUCUACUCCUCUGACAAUGCCUUUGAGGUGGCAGAGGGACAGAAGAGAGGACUGCGAGAGGGCCAGAGUGAUGCCAAACAGCAAAAUGGCAAGCGGCAGACACUCAUCGCCAUGACAGCCCACAUCCCACCCCUGUGCCAGGUGAGCUUUGCCAACUCACCUGGUUACCACAGCACUGUGAGCUCCCAUUCGUCUCGUGAUUUGAAUUCUGUCGCACAAGCAAGGGUCACCAGGCGAAUUGUGAAGUGUGCCGAUUCUGAGAUCCCACAUCACCACCUUAGCGACCAGAGCAAGAAGCGUUUAAUGCAAGACACCGAAGACUGGCAGCCCAAGACGGGCACAGCUCAGUCUCGUUCGUUCUCCAUCCUUGCCCAGAUGACGGGCACUGAGCAUUCGGUAACACCAGUUAGCGAGGUUAGCAAGAAGACAAGUGGAGAGCGUCCAGACGUUCUACAACCCAUUGGCCCGGCUACAGCCUCGGUCAAGCCCAUGUCGAAGCCCAGUGGAGUCUGCCGCACCUCUCCUGCCGCUGCCGUAUCCAGCCCAGCCUUCAAGCCCACAGGAGUCCCCGGUGCUGCCAAAACAACUGCUUGGCAACCUGGAAACUCAGCAGUAAACAGUCUCCCCAAGACUACACUGCCGACUGCACACGUCUCUCCUGCUAAUUCCACAUCCAACUCGAAGGGGCCCAGCACCACAAUGAACAAGCCACCACUGCAAGAUGAUGACACGUUGGUUCAAAUGGCCGAACACAUCCCAGCUGGGAACAGGACGCCAAUGUGCGCCCACUGCAACUUGGUUAUUAGAGGCCCGUUCCUGGUGGCCAUGGGCCGUUCCUGGCACCCGGAAGAGUUUACCUGCGCCUACUGUAGCCUAUCGCUGGCCCACAUUGGGUUUGUGGAAGAGAAAGGAUCAGUGUACUGUGAGAAGUGCUACGAGCAGUUCUUUGCCCCUGAAUGUGCCCGGUGCCAAAGGAAGAUCCUGGGGGAAAUCAUCAAUGCCUUGAAGCAGACUUGGCAUGUGAACUGCUUUGUGUGCGUGGCUUGCAUGCAGCCCAUUCGAAACAACGUCUUCCACAUGGAGGAUGGAGACCCUUACUGCGAGAAAGAUUAUUAUAAUUUAUUUGGCACCAGUUGCCAUGGCUGCGACUUUCCCAUUGAAGCUGGAGACAAGUUCCUGCAGGCCUUGGGCUGCACUUGGCAUGACACCUGCUUUGUCUGCGCUGUCUGUAGUGCAAACUUAGAAGGCCAAACCUUCUUCUCGAAGAAGGACAAGCUAUUGUGCAAGAAGCAUGCUCACACAGUGAACGUCUAAACUCGACCAGGGGCCAAAAGGAGAGGAGUAAGAGGAACAUUUGGAAGAGUUGAAGACAGACAAAUAAUUUGUUUCAUUUUUCUUGUAUAAGGCAGCCAACCCAUGAUUAGUUAUUGGGUUUAAAGGGGGAACGAAUUGGUGUAAGGUGAUUGAAUAUAUUUUGGUUUGGGGCUCUACUUAGAUCCUUUAAUAAAAAUACCUGGUGGUUUGGUCACGUUUUGGAAUGGCAUUGGAAUACCGACCUGGAAUCUAUUUUCCUGAAUCUUUCAUUGACUUGUUACAUAACAGCUGUUAAAAUGAGCAAGGUUUCUUAAAAGGCACAGCACUCAAACCUCUGGCUGCUUCCUUGAAUGAUAGUUACCCUAAUGAUUUAGUAAUUUAGGUAGUGUGAUCACAGUACAGGUCUGAUUGAACGUUAUCAUCCAUAUUUGUGGAAAAUCGCGUUAACUCCCUGUUUUUGUAAAUUCAGAACUAAUUCUCUGCCUUUUUGAAUAAGAUCUCCUUAACUUAAUUGAGUUUAUUUCUGUGAGAAAUGUUAGUUCCAACUUUGAAUAUAAUUUGGCUAAGGUACUGUGGACAUUUGUAAAACAAAAAAAGACAGGUCAAUUUUAAUAUUGAUUGAUCUCUCUGGCAUUUCCAUGGCUUUAUAUUUUAAAACUUAAAAGCAACUCUAUGCUAAUGCUUCAGAGAUUUUGCGUGCUUAUGAAGCAGAAUCAACUAUUAAUGGUGAAGUCAAAUAGAGCUUUGUUAUAUGAAUUAUGAUUGGGAAAACAAUUCAAAAUGAUGAACCUGUCAGAUCAAUGGAAUAUUUUCAAUCUUUAUUACAAACUGGAACAUCGUGUUAUGCAAUCCAAUGUCAGAAAUUAACUAUUUUCUGAAUCUUCUGGCCUAUUUUUAAAGUUAGCAUAGUGAGUAUUAAAUGUCUAUCACUUCUGAAUGCAGGUCCAAACACAAAUAAAAAGUUUAUUUUUUUUAUCUGGGUACGGCUGAUAUGAUUAGUAUUGAUUUCAAAAAUUGGGAGCCAGAAUAGAAAUUCUUUCAGGUGGAUGGGAAUGUCUGGUUUAAUAUUCUCAUUGGCAUUUUUCUUGUGGGGACAAAGUGGACUGCCAGCCUUCAUGUGUGAGACAGGCUUUUGCCAUUUCUUGUGAGGUUAUGUACUGAGGCACAAGGUCAGACUGAAUCCAGUGGUACUACAGAAACCAGGAAAUAACCUUCUGAGCACGUUUUAAAAUAUCACCUGUUCAUCUGUAACGACUCAUAAUAUAAAUAGGAGAGAUCUCUGCUACCAAUUGGAUGCUGUGUCGAUAUCUCCCUUUGACCCAUCCACACAUUUUUAAUCACAGCACCUUUUCAAGGGUGUACAACCCUGUUACUAUUGGCCUUUGAUUUCUGUUUGAUCGUGUGUGCUCAGUGCUGGAUUGGAAGUCUGUACGACACCACCCGUAGAAUGCUUUGUCAAGAAAUAAAACUGGACAACUGGGACCUUUCUGUUGCUUUGCACCUGAAAGUGAUGGGAUCGAGUUGGGGAGAGGAGUUUUUCCAAAUGCAUUCUUUUGACAUUUAGCCAGCCGCCUUUGUUCAGCCUUCACUGGUUCUGUUGGCACACACCCAGACAGUAGCUGAAUCACUUGGGUCAAUGGGAAUGGUCAGUAUUUGCACUGCAGCUCUGCAUUUUAACAUAAAAAUUGUUCCUUCCUGAAUGAUUCCUACUUGCUGUCAGUGCUCUGGUUUUGUUUGCUUAGCGGGGCAAUGUAUAAUGGUGGGAACGGGGCAAGGAACUCAACCCGACUGAUGCCUUUGUUCAAAUGUGAAGGCCAUAUAUCAUUGCUAAUAUUCAGUAGUUAAUCCUGUUGUACAUCUUGCAAUGCCUACCCACCAAAGCCAGUUCAAGGAAUGUUGCAUGGUAUAGGUCCAACCCAGCUUGUUGGAAUUUUGGCCGAUAGUUAUUUUUAAACAGAAUCUAAAUAUUCUUUGGCUACUUGGCACGUUUUGCAAAGAUUCUGAAAAAUCCAGGGAGGGGAUUUGCCUUAAUCCACUUUCUUAGCUUAGGGAUAACAUAGCCACACGUUUUAGUCCAUGGCACUGUUGGUUGCUGGAUAUCUUGGUUAGUAUUAUAACUGAUGAAAUAGGACAACAGAGCAGACCCAAUACACAGUAAGGAACCAUAGGGCUUAGUUUAAAACGUAACCUCUGUUACGUUGGUAAGUUUGCUGAAAAGUUUUGGGUUGACAUAAUAUUGUAUUUUGAGGUGACCGUGUGUGGGUGGAGAGGGAGGAGGAAGGAUCAGACAUAAGGUCUUGGUAUCACUAAGUGCUUCCCGAUGUCAGAAACCUUUUCUUGUACCGUUGCAAUGAAGUGCCACCAUAAUGUGUAAAACUAGCAGCCUCGCUUCCUCAAGGUUUUUUAUCAAGGAGGUAAUUAUCAGCAAGGGAAAUAGGCAAAAUAUUAAGCAAAACAUGCUUCAUUAAAAGCUGUCUGGAGCCUGUUUUGAAAAUUACUAGAAUGGCACUGAUUUGACUAAAUAUGUCUGUAUUGCACCAUUUUGCCUUCAGUGAUGUUACACCACCUCUCAACGCCAGAGGGCAUCAGUGGCGAAUCAUCAGCAUGAACUUCGGUAGAGGACAGAGAGCAUUAUAGUUAGAAGAUUUUGUUAUUCGAGGAAUGAUUUAUACUGAUUGACUACUGUUCAGUUUUUAAAACACUUGUAGAGAGAGGAAAGGAUUUGGUCCAUGCUGCUCUCAUUUCUGAUGCCUUCCUGUUCAACAAACCUCCUUUAUUGUGGCCUGGUAAAAGGAAAAUGUACCGAUAGCCCCAGGAUUUCCUCACCCCUUGAAGAGUCCACUGAACAGCGAGCAUGGUUUGCAAGUGAGUUCAUUUUAGUUUGCAUGCAGGCAUUGUGUUUCACCCGGGAACUGAUGGACUUGUACUGUGUUUUGGGGGGAAUAAAUGGUUUAAUUUUUCUCCGGAAUCUCAGCUGUCAGUCUGUCCACUUACAAUCCAUCCCGUGGUUCAUUCAUAAAUGAGCCAAAACCUUUCUUUUAUGGUAACAAAAUGCUGCAUACUUCCUCUCGCCACCUUUCAUCGUCAGGACUAGCAUCACUGUCAGUCAAUGGAAGUGGUCCAACUCCCCGUCUGCAUUGCUUUCAAAUAUAUCUGAAAUUAUUUUAAGGCUUUGCCACAUAAGAGCUUAAAAUUAAAUCACUAAGCAUUAUAAGCAAUUCUGCUUGGAUUUAACCAAUUUUAAACAGUUGUACAAGGUUUACACUUAUGCAUGGCUAUUUUCUAAAUAUGUUUGUUGAGAAUACUUUUGAACUGAAAUGUUUGCUGAUAUGCUUCCAUUGAACAAUAGAUUGAGACAAUUAAAUAAUCAAAGGAUGGUUUCUCUUUAAUAAAUCUGUUCUGUCAUUCUUUAAAAUCA
Pristis pectinata (smalltooth sawfish) is the source of this 5758-nucleotide messenger RNA. RefSeq names its product PDZ and LIM domain 5a (gene pdlim5a). Gene Ontology annotation, molecular function: muscle alpha-actinin binding; actin binding. The coding region runs from base 370 to 2340 and encodes 656 amino acids. Gene Ontology annotation, cellular component: filamentous actin; adherens junction; stress fiber. NCBI's taxonomy places the organism in Eukaryota, Metazoa, Chordata, Chondrichthyes, Rhinopristiformes, Pristidae. The transcript has 14 exons. Gene Ontology annotation, biological process: actin cytoskeleton organization; heart development; muscle structure development. The record is from RefSeq and is a predicted model, not a curated record.